CCACCGCCCCGGGGCAUGAUCACUAAAGAGGGCACCCCCAGGCUCAUGAUCACGCACAUUGUGAAUCUCAACUUCAAGUCCUAUGCCGGCCGCACCCAGUUGGGGCCCUUCCACAAGCAUUUCUCCUGUAUCAUUGGCCCGAAUGGCAGCGGUAAGUCUAAUGUCAUUGACUCAAUGCUCUUCGUGUUUGGCUGCCGAGCGCACAAGAUCCGCUCCAAGAAGCUAGCGGUGCUGAUCCACCACUCAGAUGAGUACCAGGACCUGGACAGCUGCACUGUGGAGGUACACUUCCAAAAGAUCAUUGACAAGGCAGGCGAAGACUACGACGUGAUUCCAGACAGCUCUUUUUACGUGUCUCGGACGGCAUAUAAGAACAACACAUCCGUGUACCAUAUCAGUGGCAAGAAGCAAACGUUCAGGGAUGUGGGCAAUCUACUCCGAAGCCACGGGAUCGACCUGGACCACAACCGCUUCUUGAUCCUGCAGGGCGAAGUUGAACAGAUUGCUCUGAUGAAACCAAAAGGCCAGAGUGAACAUGAUGAGGGUAUGCUGGAAUAUUUAGAAGAUAUCAUAGGAUCUGGACGGCUAAAAGAGCCUAUUGAAGUCUUGUCUCAAAGACUUGACGUAUUAACUGAGGAAAGAGAAGAGAAGUUAAAAAGAGUUAAAAUAGUAGAGAAAGAAAGGGAGUACUUAGAAGUAGAGAAAAAUAUAGCCAUUGACUUCCUUACCCUGGAAAAUGAAAUACUCAUAAAAAAGAAUCAUAUUUGUCAGUUCUACAUUUAUGAUUUGCACAAACGAAUUGCUGAAGUGGAAUAUGAAAAGGACAAAAUUCUUGAAGAAACAGAAGCUAUUAAAAAGAAGACCAGUAAACUGGAAGUUGAAAUGAAUGCCAAGACUGAUGCUUUAAAUGAGGCAGAAAGGAAACUCAAUCAAGUUUCAAAAUUUAUUGAGGAAAGCAAAGAGAAAUAUACACAGCUGGAUUUGGAGGGUGUUCAAGUUAAGACAAAAAUGAAAUAUGCUAAAAGCAAAGCCAAGAAACUUGAGAAGCAGCUCCAAAAAGACAAAGAAAAGGUUGAGGACUUUAAAGAUGUACCUGCCGACAAUGAAAAGGUAAUCAAUGAAACAACAGCUAAAAAAAGUACUCUAGAAGAGGAAAAAGAGAAAGAAGAGGAAAAAAUGAAGGAAGUUAUGGAUAGUCUUAAACAGGAGACAAAGGAACUUCAGGAGGAAAAAGAGAGCCAAGAAAAAGAACUCUUGGAAUUUAAUAAAACUGUAAAUGAAGCCCGAUCCAAGAUGGAUGUUGCCCAGUCUGAACUUGAUAUCUACCUCAGUCUCCAUAAUACUGCUGUAUCUAAAUUAAGUGAGGCCCAAAAGGCUUUAACUACAACUUCUGAGACUUUGAAAGAAAGGAAAACUGCCAUUAGAGAUCUUGAAAUUAAAUUGCCUCCUACUGAACAGGACCUAAAGGAGAAAGAAAGUGAAUUUCAGAACCUCACAAAAGAAGCAAUAGAUCUUGACAGUUCAGUUCGAGAUCUUCUUCAAAAAGUUGAAGAAGCAAAAAGUUCUCUUACAACAAAUCAGAGCCGAGGAAAAGUUCUUAAUGCAUUGAUUCAGCAGAAAAUGUCUGGCAAAAUUCGAGGAAUAUAUGGAAGACUGGGAGAUUUGGGAGCCAUUGAUGAAAAAUACAACAUUGCCAUUUCAUCUUGCUGUAGUGCCCUGGACUACAUUGUUGUUAACACCAUUGAUACAGCCCAAAUCUGUGUGAACUUCCUGAAGAAACAAAAUAUAGGAGUGGCAACAUUUAUCGGGUUGGAUAAGAUUAAAGUUUCAGAAAAAAAUAUGAAUCCACUCCCAACCCCAGAAAACAUCCCUCGGUUAUUUGAUUUAGUCAAAGCAAAAGAUGAGAAGAUUCGCCGAGCCUUUUAUUUUGCUUUACGCGAUACUUUAGUAGCUGACAACUUGGACCAGGCAACAAGAGUGGCUUUUCAGAAAGAUAAAAGGUGGAGAGUCGUGACAUUACAGGGACAAAUCAUUGAGCAAUCAGGGACAAUGACUGGUGGUGGAAGCAAACCAAUGAAAGGCAGAAUAGGUUCCUCACUUGUUGUGGAAGUUUCUGAAGAAGAGUUAGCCAUGAUGGAAUCCAAGUUGCAAAAGGACUCCCAGAGAGCUAUCGAAGUCCAAGAACGCAAAGCACAGCUUGAAGGGGCCAUACUCAAACUGCGUCACAGUGUGCAAGACAUGAGGAACACACUGGAAAAGUUUACUGCAAGCAUCCAGAGUUUAUCAGAACAAGAAGCAUACUUGGAUGUACAAGUUAAAGAACUCAAAGCCAAUGUCCGUGAUACUACCCCUGAUGAAAAGAAGCAGAAAUUGCUAGAAACACAAAUAAAUACCUUCAAGGAAGAGUAUGAAUGUGUUUCUUUGAAGGCUGGCAAGGUUGAAGCUGAAGUAAAAAGACUACAUGAUUUAAUUAUGGAGAUCAAUAAUCAUAAGCUGAAAGCCCAGCAAGACAAGCUUGACAAGAUAAACAAAAAACUGGACCAAUGUGCAUCUGUCGUCACAAAAGCUAAAGUAGCAGUAAGGACGGCAGACAGAAAUCUUAAAAAAGCACAGAAUUCUGUCCUUCGCACAGAGAAAGAAAUAACGGACAAUGACCAGGAAUUGGAAGACCUCACCAACGAACUCAAAAACCUCACGGAGGAGGCAACUGAUGUCAUGAAGAAUUCCAAAGAAGCUGGGGAGUCCUUGCCUGAGAUCCAGAAGGAGCAUCAUAACCUGCUGCAAGAAAUGAAAGGAAUUAAAGAAAAUGAAUGUACCCUACAAAAUGAUUCACUUAGUAAUAAGUUAAAACUGGCACAGGUAGAUACUUACAUUGCUGAACAGCUUUCUAAAGUCAGGUUUUGGGAGCAAGAGAUGUCAAGAAUAGCAUUGCAUCGAAUAGAAGAUAAUCCAGUUGAACAGAUUUCUCUUUUAAGCCAAGAAGAUCUUGAAGAGAUAGAAAACCCUAAUUUUCUGAAUAAUCAGAUUGAUCUUCUGGAAUCCCAGUGCAAUCAAAUGAACCCAAAUCUUGAUUCCAUCGAAGAGUAUAAAAAAAAGAACGAACAGUAUUUACAUCGGAUGAGAGAACUGGAAAAAAUUACCAUUGAAAGAGACCGCUACAGACGGGCUUAUAAAGAUCUUCGGGAACGAAGACUUAAUGAAUUUAUGGCAGGUUUCACUGUAAUAACAAAUAAACUAAAGGAAAACUACCAGAUGCUUACUUUGGGAGGCGAUGCAGAACUGGAACUGAUUGACAGUUUGGAUCCUUUCUCUGAAGGCAUCAUGUUCUCUGUUCGUCCACCCCAGAAAAGCUGGAAGAAGAUCUUUAAUCUUUCAGGAGGAGAGAAGACACUCAGUUCUCUGGCUCUGGUUUUCGCCCUCCACGAUUAUAAGCCCACACCCCUCUACUUCAUGGACGAAAUCGAUGCAGCCCUGGAUUUUAAGAAUGUGUUCAUUGUGGCCUACUACAUCUACAAACAAAAAAAAGAUGCCCAGUUUAUAAUAAUUUCACUUCGAAAUAACAUGUUCGAGAUCGCAGAUAGGCUCAUUGGAAUUUACAAGACUCACAACAUCACCAAAAGUGUCACGAUAAAUCCAAAAGCCAUCGCAGCUAAAGGAGUUUGCUGA
This is a messenger RNA of Gracilinanus agilis (Agile Gracile Mouse Opossum), 3666 nucleotides long. Its product is annotated as structural maintenance of chromosomes protein 4-like. Gene Ontology annotation, molecular function: ATP binding; ATP hydrolysis activity; protein binding. Gene Ontology annotation, biological process: mitotic chromosome condensation. Gene Ontology annotation, cellular component: chromosome. The record is from RefSeq and is a predicted model, not a curated record. Lineage: Eukaryota; Metazoa; Chordata; Mammalia; Didelphimorphia; Didelphidae. The coding region runs from base 16 to 3666 and encodes 1216 amino acids. The transcript has a single exon.